AUGGUCCAGAAACAUUCUGUAGCAGAGCAAGGGGCUUUCAAGGAAUAUCCCUGCCCCAGGGCCAGCUCUGCAGCUCCCAUUGGCCAGAGUAUUACCGAGGCGGGGGAGUUGCAGGCAGGAUCCAGAUCAGAUUUGCUGGGCUACGAGCGCUGCAGCAGCAGCAGAGAGAAAGCUGAGAGAGGACACGGAGAUCGUUCUGGGGGGAAACUGCAAAUGGAAGAGCGUCUUAAUGGCAAUGAAAACGCAGAGGGAGGAGGAGAGAAUUCUGUUCAGCAGCAACAGCAGCUGAUGGAGCCUCUUAAUUAUAAUGGACACCUGGACAGAGGAGAUGAACCAGGUUAUUCAUGUAACCACAAGUUCAAGAAACAUGCUUUUGUAGCUGGAGUAAUCUUAGUUUUGAGCGCUAUCAUCAUUGUUCUGGCUGUAGUAAAGUUUAACCCAUCUUCAGCUGGUUCUGAUCCUCUGGCCGCUGGCCGCUGCUGCCCAGACAGCUGGGUCGGGUACGGAAGGAAAUGCUACUACUUCUCCGAGGCCGAAAGGGACUGGAACAACAGCCAGAACAACUGCUCCUCCUUCGGUGCCUCCCUGGCUGAGAUCGACACCCCUCAGGAAAUGGCUUUCAUUAAGCGCCAUAAAGACCUCUCUGAGCACUGGAUUGGCCUCCGGAGGGAACCGGGCCAGGUCUGGAAAUGGACCAACGGCACCGAAUUCAAUCACUGGUUCAAAGUCAGAGCACAGGGUGAGUGCGCAUAUUUGAACGAUGAAGCCGUCACCUCUUCUUGGUGCAACACGGUGCGAUACUGGAUCUGCAGCAAGCCUGCCGGACUUAGCUGAGAGAGGAGAAUGGAGCACAAGGGCAAGCAGAGAUGUCAGAGCUCAGCUGAAGUGCUACUGUAUGCACAGGGACACACGCACCCGCUCCCCGACUUUUCUACUGAAUGUAUUUUUUUUUAAAUGCACUCUGUUUUUAAGGCAGCAGAGGGGUGAGGGCGCUAGUGACGUGCUGUAUCUUGUUUCUGUGCAAGUGAAGGUGGUCCAGAGCCUCUCAGCAGCUGCUUUUUCCUCAGUGGUACCAAGAUUUCGGCAAAUUCUGAAGCAUCAGACAGACUCUCAACUCCACGUCCUUGCAGUCUGCGAGCUGUCAGAGGAAAAACUGUUGCAGCGGGGAUUCUCUGUACCUAGGUCCAGCUUAUAGGCGCCAAAUCUGUGGGUGGUCUGGGGCUGAAGCACCCACGAGAAAAAAAUAGGGGGCGCUCAGUACCCGCCAGUGGCUCCACAGCUCCCUGACUGGCCGCGGAUCAGCUGUUCUGGAACCAGCAGAG
Molecule: messenger RNA, 1322 nt
Organism: Chelonoidis abingdonii (Abingdon island giant tortoise)
Lineage: Eukaryota; Metazoa; Chordata; Testudines; Testudinidae
Source: RefSeq, a predicted model, not a curated record